CGCACGCCGACUGCAUCACACAUUUUCAGCAUGAGCGCGAACCGUUGCACGUGAUUAUUGUUUUUAUUGAAAGGAGCAUUGACCAUGUCAGUAGCUGGACUAAAGAAGCAAUUUCAUAAAGCAAGUCAGCUGCUUAAUGAAAAGAUUAAUGGGGCAGAAGGCACAAAACUGGAUGAGGAGUUCCUCAAAAUGGAAAAGAAAAUUGAUGUAACUCAUAAACUGGUUCUUGAACUUGUGCCCAAAACCACAGAAUACCUCCAGCCAAACCCAGCGUGUCGAGCCAAGCUGGGUGUGCUCAAUACCGUCUCACGAAUCCGUGGGCAGGUGAAGACCGUAGGCUACCCCCAAACCGAGGGGGUGCUGGGAGAUUGCAUGCUGCGCUAUGGCAAAGAGCUCGGGCCUGACUCUUCGUUUGGCUGUGCGUUGGCAGACAUCGGCGAGGCGUUGAGACAGAUGGCUGAGGCCCGGAACGUGCUUGAUGUCCAGGUGAAGCAUCGCUUCAUAGACCCCCUACAGGCACUACAGGAGAAAGACCUCAAGGAAAUCAUGUACCACUUGAAGAAGAUGGAGGGUCGACGGUUAGACUUCGACUACAAGAAGAGACGCAAGGGGAGAGUAAACAGCCAGGAGCUCAGAUUAGCCUUGGAGAAGUUUGAGGAGUCCAGAGACCUGGCGGAGAGAAGCAUGUUCAAUGUCCUCGAGAAUGAUGUAGAGCAAGUGAAUCAUCUAUCUGCUUUAGUGGAAGCUGCACUGGACUAUCACAGGCAGUCACGACUGAUCUUAGAAAAUCUGAAUGGUGUUCUCCAAAAUCGAAUAAUCACUGCAUCCAAUCAGCCUAGGAAAGAGUACACCCCAAAAACGGUCUUGCGUGGAGGACGCCAUGCUGAAUGCAACGGAUUUGCCAGCACUCCUACUCUGCGCGUAUCUGACAGACCUCCGCUACAGCCCUCAGAUGUUGUAAUGAAUGGCGGUGUGAAUAAUAAAACACACCCUACUGUUAAUCCUCUCACUACGCAACCCAGCAGACCAGAAAGUCCUCUCAACACAAUUUAUUCUACAGUGGACCAGUUCACAUCCUCACCUCAGAGACCAGACAGCCCUCCCAAUCGCAUUUACUCUACAGUUGACCAGUUCACAUUCAUAUCCAGUCCUGCGAGUCCUCCAAGCAUUACCGAAUCGGAAUCUAUUUUGGACCAGCCUUGCUGCCGCGCCCUCUACAACUUCCAGCCGGAGAACGAGGGUGAGCUGGGCUUCAAGGAGGGCGACCUCAUCAUCCUCACCAACCAGAUCGACGAGAACUGGUACGAGGGCAUGAUCAGCGGAGACUCCGGCUUCUUUCCCAUAAAUUACGUCAAUGUGCUGGUGCCGCUGCCCCCAGUGACAUAGGAGUGAAGGCCAGGCCAGGCCAGGCCAGGCCAGGCCAGGCCAGGCCAGGCCAGGCCAGGCAACAGACUAGCACCACCAACCACAACCACCACCACUGCAGCUGCAGCUGCUGGACAUACAGAUCCUAUGGGCCUAGCCACUCCCUCACAUCACUGCUCACCGUGGUCCGAGAGUGUCACUUUUAGACAUGGCAUACACCAAUGUGUGUGUAUGUGUGUGUCUACAUAGACAUAAAGACACACAGUACACGUACUGUACAUGUGCUACAAGUGUGUCUCUGUGUGUUCAAAGCUGCUGUAUUACACACACAGGUUAUGACUUUACCCACAUCUUUUCAGCCUCAAGACACAGACAGAGGAGUCUCUCUAAUCGUGUGUAGAUGUCCACUCAUGUAAAAUCUGCUUUUGUGCUCAGAUUGUUGGGUUUGUUUACUUUAGGACGAAACACAAUGUUUUUCUUCUCUACUCAGCUUUGUAUUGUUCACAUUAAUGAAACAUGAUUGUAAUGUAGACUGAUUGAAAUGUUAUUUUAAGAUGUGACUUGAUGUUAGCACUUUGAGCACUCGACGGAUCUUUUGAGCCGAGUUUUAUUAUGCAAUGUGAAUUAAAGUGAGCCAUUGUAUGUACAA
Messenger RNA from Engraulis encrasicolus (European anchovy), 2014 nucleotides. It is a transcript of the gene sh3gl3b, whose product is annotated as SH3-domain GRB2-like 3b. The coding region runs from base 85 to 1386 and encodes 433 amino acids. Gene Ontology annotation, molecular function: protein binding. The record is from RefSeq and is a predicted model, not a curated record. The transcript has 13 exons. Gene Ontology annotation, cellular component: glutamatergic synapse; presynapse; cytoplasm. Gene Ontology annotation, biological process: synaptic vesicle uncoating. Lineage: Eukaryota; Metazoa; Chordata; Actinopteri; Clupeiformes; Engraulidae.